AUGACCCAAUUAAACGGAAGUGAUAGAGUUAUUUUUGGUAAUCCCAUGAAUAACCAUAAUACCCAGAGUUCCUCGCAACCUCGUUACUAUGUUAACGAACCGUUAGGCAAGCGACCAGCUUGUCAUCAUACUUAUUCGGACAUACUGGAAGGUGCGCCCCGUGCGAAACGUAGAAUUGAGAAGGUCAAUUCGUACUUGCAGAAUUUAAGUCUUUCUCAAAAUCUCCGGAAUCCUACUAUUAUAGAAUCGUCUUCAGAUGAAGAGAUGUUGGAAGAGGAUAGACCAACUUGCUCAACCAACGCCAUCGUAGAAGAACCUGAAGAGAACAGUAGUAUCAAAUUGAAUGACCAACUUCUUAAAUACAUAGCGCUCUGUAAGAAUCAACCUGACGAAAUCCUGAGAAAAAUAAAUGGGCCAGCUAGAGGAGACGAAGUUACUAUUUGGAGGCCAGUUCAGUCGCGUCCGGAACAUGAUCUCCCUAAUAUGGCCGGUAGAAUUCGAGAAAUCGACGAUGAAGAAGAGUUGCCAGAGGAAGUUGAUGACGUCUGUGUUUCUUUUCCUGACGAUACAUCUCCUGAAAUGUCUCCAUAUUCGCGAUCCAGCCUUUCUACAUCGCCGACGCCGCAGAUAGUGGAGUUGACGGAUUCGUCCGCUUCUUCGCCUGCGCACAUGAUGGAGAAUGACUUUGAGAUGGAUACCGAUUAA
Molecule: messenger RNA, 705 nt
Organism: Auanema sp. JU1783
Lineage: Eukaryota; Metazoa; Nematoda; Chromadorea; Rhabditida; Rhabditidae
Source: the annotation of a GenBank genome assembly